Molecule: messenger RNA, 822 nt
Organism: Polistes canadensis
Lineage: Eukaryota; Metazoa; Arthropoda; Insecta; Hymenoptera; Vespidae
Product: uronyl 2-sulfotransferase-like
Exons: 6
Coding region: 1-819 (272 amino acids)
Cellular component (GO): membrane
Molecular function (GO): sulfotransferase activity
Source: RefSeq, a predicted model, not a curated record
AUGAAUCCAACGUUAGCCAGCUUUUCAAUAAAUUAUCGUACGAUUGUUAAGCAGACAUAUCGAUACGUCACGCCUUCCUUGGCUGAAUUGGGCGGUCGUGGAAAUUUGCCCGAGAUGAAUAAGCACGUACUUAUGCUGACACGUGUACCCGGUGCUGGUGCAGAACUAUUGGUGCUGAUUUUGCAACGUUUGCAAGGUUACAAUGCCUUUAAGCAUAUUCGUUUGCCACCUGGCGAUUCUGGACUUUUGACAACGCUGCAACAGGAACUUCUCGUGGAAGAGAUUACAAGUAUUAUAAAACAAGAAGCUAUUCCAUUGAGUUUCGAUGGAGACGUAAGGUUUUUAAAUUUUUCCGAAUUCGGUCGUCAGGCACCAACAUUUUUAGCAUUAGUAAGGGAUCCUUUGGAUCCACGUACUCUAUAUAGAUAUCGGAAAGGCGGUGCUGCUGUUCUUUAUCGCGGUACGAUCUCACAUUUUUGCGGACAGGAUCCUCGUUGCUCUAAGAGAAAUAACAAAUGGGCGUUAAAAAGAGCUAAGGCAAACGUUGUUAGAUGGUAUCCAGUGGUCGGUCUUCUCGAUUACAUGGAAGAAACUUUACACGUUCUCCAAAAGGAAUUUCCUUACUUUUUUAUCGGUUCCCUACGAAUAUAUAAUAAGUUGCGACCGAAAGAAAAUUAUCCAUCGAAACGUUCGAUAAAUCUUAAAGCUCGAGCGAAAAAGGUAUUGGAAGAAGUGAUGGCGGAUGAAGUAGAAUUUUACAAGUGGUUGAAAUUUCGAUUACUUAAUAAAACCUCCAUGACGAGCUUUGGCUGUUACUAAAUA